This is a messenger RNA of Choloepus didactylus (southern two-toed sloth), 492 nucleotides long. Its product is annotated as 60S ribosomal protein L21-like. Gene Ontology annotation, biological process: translation. Gene Ontology annotation, molecular function: structural constituent of ribosome. The annotation marks the transcript as partial. The transcript has a single exon. NCBI's taxonomy places the organism in Eukaryota, Metazoa, Chordata, Mammalia, Pilosa, Megalonychidae. Gene Ontology annotation, cellular component: ribosome; cytosolic large ribosomal subunit. The record is from RefSeq and is a predicted model, not a curated record.
UUUGCCAAAACAACGAACACAAAGGGAAAGAAGAGAGGUACCUGCUAUAUGUUUUCUAGGACUUUUAGAAAACAUGGAGUUGUUCCUUUAGCAACGUAUACGCGAAUCUACAAGAAAGGUGAUAUUGUAGACAUCAAGGGGAUGGGCACUGUUCAAAAACGAAUGCCUCACAAAUGUUACCAUUGCAAAACCGGAAGAGUCUACAAUGUUACCCAGCACACUGUUGGUAUCGUUGUAAACAAACAAGGGAAGGGCAAGAUUCUUGCCAAAAGAAUUAAUGUACAUAUUGAGCAUAGUAAACACUCUAAGAGCCAAGAUAACUUCUUGAAGCGUGUGAAGGAAAAUGAUCAGGAAAAAAAGGAAGCCAAAGAGAAAGGUACUUGGGUUCAACUGGAACGCCAGCCUGCUGCACCCGGAGAAGCACACUGGGUGAGAACUAAUGGAAAGGAGCCCGAGCUACUGGAGCCCAUUCCCUAUGAAUUCAUGGCAUAA